Molecule: messenger RNA, 966 nt
Organism: Erythranthe guttata (spotted monkey flower)
Lineage: Eukaryota; Viridiplantae; Streptophyta; Magnoliopsida; Lamiales; Phrymaceae
Product: actin-depolymerizing factor 5
Biological process (GO): actin filament depolymerization
Cellular component (GO): actin cytoskeleton
Molecular function (GO): actin binding
Source: RefSeq, a predicted model, not a curated record
ACAAUAAUAAGAAACCCUUAUUUAAAUUGAUAUAAACUGCACAAAUAAUGAGGAUAAUUCAGUAAAUAUGGUCCAUUAUCCAUUAUGUCCACACACACGUCAUUUCUAACAUGGUUAGACUCGUAAAAAUAGGACAAUAUUAAUGGCAAUUUCACUUACCAAAUCCUAUAUAUACACCAUCCAUCCAUCCAUCCUAUCUUAAUUAUUACAUAAAGAAAAAAGCUUACCUAAGAAAUAAAAAAACAAAAAUUGACCCCCAUGGCAAUGGCUUUCAAGAUGGCGAUAACAGGAAUGUGUUUGACAGAGGAAUGCAAGAAGUCGUUCAUGGAGAUGAAGUGGAAUAAGGUGCACCGCUACAUAGUUUUCAAGAUCGACGAGUCAUCUAAGCUUCUCACGGUGGACAAAGUCGGCGGCCCAGCUGAAGGCUACGAUGAUCUCACGGCGGCGCUGCCUCACGACGACUGCCGCUACGCCCUCUUUGACUUUGACUUCCUCACCGUUGACAACUGCCGAAAGAGCAAGAUCUUUUUCAUUGCAUGGGCACCAAGUGGAUCAAGAAUUAGGGCAAAAAUGCUGUAUGCAACCUCAAAAGAUGGAUUAAGAAGAGCAUUAGAUGGCAUUCACUAUGAAGUUCAAGCUACUGAUCCAACUGAAAUGGGAUUUGAUGUCAUUAAGGACAGAGUCAAGUAAUUAAUUGGGAUUAAUCUGAUAUGAUUAGGGUUAAUUAAUCAGAUCACGUCAUGAUAUCUAAUCACCUUUUUUGUUUUUAAGAAUUCAAUAAUUAACUCCACUUUAGAGAUGCUUUAAUUGUUUUCUUUUUCAGUCUAUAAUUACCAAAACCCUUUUUUCUAAGUGGUGGUGGUAACUGUGUUACUGUAAUCUGUCCUCUAAUUUGUAAUAAUAUACUUUGUGAUGUCCUUAUCAUCUGAUUAGCAAUAUUUAACAAUAAAGCAAAAUAGUUCUUAA